This is a messenger RNA of Phalaenopsis equestris, 473 nucleotides long. Its product is annotated as protein XRI1-like. Gene Ontology annotation, biological process: female meiotic nuclear division; male meiotic nuclear division. Lineage: Eukaryota; Viridiplantae; Streptophyta; Magnoliopsida; Asparagales; Orchidaceae. Bases 21 to 293 code for a protein of 90 amino acids. The record is from RefSeq and is a predicted model, not a curated record. The transcript has a single exon.
AAGAAAAUGGAGAUAGAACAAUGAAGAGAAGGAAGAAGAAGGUGGCCUAUCCUUUUGCAGUUCUGAAGCCUGCAGGGCUUGAAGAAGGGGAGGUGACACUUGCAGAGAUUAAUAGGAGGAUUAUGAUGAGGCCGAUGAGGCCGGUGAGGCAUCCGGUGGGGGAGUACAAGUGCUUGCCUUGCGUGGCGGAUGUCGGCGGCGGGCCGGGGCUUUCCGGCAAGGCGGUGGUGGGGCUUACGAGGAUUCAUACGCGCGGUAAGGGGAGUAUUACCAUUGUGAGAACAAGAGGGUGAUGGAAGUGCUGAUGCUGUUUUUGUUUCAGUGUUUGUUUUUGUUGGUUCUGAUCUUUGUGUUGUAGAUAGAUGGCUAAGUGAAUUGUAGAGAUGUAUGUUAAGUUUAUAUCUUUGUGGGGACUUUAUGUGAGAUUAAGUUAUGUUAGGUUAUGAGAAUACAUUAAUUAGUUAUGCACCAUC